This is a messenger RNA of Salvia miltiorrhiza (redroot sage), 3486 nucleotides long. Its product is annotated as pentatricopeptide repeat-containing protein At1g12300, mitochondrial-like. The coding region runs from base 122 to 2791 and encodes 889 amino acids. The transcript has 4 exons. Gene Ontology annotation, molecular function: protein binding. NCBI's taxonomy places the organism in Eukaryota, Viridiplantae, Streptophyta, Magnoliopsida, Lamiales, Lamiaceae. The record is from RefSeq and is a predicted model, not a curated record.
AUGAAUCCGUUUUGCUUCUAAAAGCAUCUGUAAAAUGCGGCGGUGAAUCCAUAAGUAAAACCCUCUUCCGACGCCGUAGGCCGGCGGACUGAUUUCCGACGUUUUCGCCGGCGACAUACGGAUGUCUGCUGCUGUGCGCCGUCUGCACAGGAGUCUCAAGGUCUGCCAUUUCUGCCCUCUCUCUCUCCACCUCAGCUCGGAAACCCUAGCCCAUCUGCUAUCUGUUUCUCAUCAAUCGAUACAGUUUGCUUAUUUCAGCAGCUCCAGCUCACACAAUGUCGGCUCAAAAUUCGAUUAUCUUAGUCAAUUUUCUCCUUUUAACAGUAGCUCCGCAAACAGUGUGAUUAAUUCAAAUGAGAGGCGUAUGCUCGCCGUCGGAAUUUCAAAGAUGAUCAAGCGGAAGAAGAGGCGCCUCUUCAUUCGGUUCUCCAGAAGAUUUUCUCCAGUUACCCUUGUGAAAAUCAUGGUAGCGCUCGAGGACAGGCAGGUUGCGUUUGCAUUUUUCAAAUAUGUUUUUCGUGAUUACUCGAACGGCCUCGUCCCACGUUAUUGUGUUGUCGUGCAUUUGUUAGUAGCUAAGGAAUUUAGGUUCUUAGCUCAGGAUGUCCUCACAUGGAUGAUACGGGAAAUGGGAGAGAAGAGGAGUUAUGUUCUUGUAUGGAGAGAAAACUUUAGGACUGAAGUGGACUUUUAUAUUCUUGAUGCACUAAUGCGCUCUUUUACAAAUGCAGAGAUGGCAUAUUGUGCCCUGGAGGUUUUGGAUAGGAUGAGAGGAGUUGGUGGUAGGCCGAGUUCAUCAGCUAUUUGUUGUUUGAUGAAGUUGUUACUACGGUUUGGUGAUUAUGGCAGUGUGUGGAUGUUGUUCAGAGAUAUGGUUCGUAAAGGACCUAUCCCUUUGAAUUAUGUUUACAAUGUGAUGAUUCUUGGAUUCUGUAGGAGAGGCUGCAUUCGGAUUGGAGAAAGUUUGUUGUAUGUGAUGAGGAAGUUUGGGUGUGAGCCAGAUGUAUAUACGUAUAAUAUUUUGAUCAAUGCAUAUUGUGUUAAAGGGUGGACUUGGGAUGCAUUCAGAUGGGUGCGUUUGAUGGUUGAAAGUGGUUGCGCUCCAAGCUCUGCUACAUUUAGUACAGUCAUCAAUGCUUUUUGCAAGGAGGGUAAUAUUGUUGAAGCAAAAAAAAUCUUUUGUUGGAUGCAAGAAUUGGGCGUGUUUCCAGACACCGUACUGUAUAAUGCCUUGAUGGAUGGCUGUGUCAAGGCAAGAGAAAUUGGUAUGGCAAAUGUGCUCUAUGAAGAAAUGAGAAGCAAGGGUGUCGCACCUGAUGGCGUGACUUUUAACAUCUUAGCUGCUGGUAAUGAAAGGUUCGGUAAUGAGCAGGAUCAGAACAGGUUGCUAAGGGACUUUUCAGGGAUGGGAUCGGUUCCGGAUUCUUCACUACCUGAUAUAUGUAUUGGAGGACUGUGUUGGGCAGGUAGAUUGGGUGAAGCUUUUGAACUAUUGGAGUUUAUGCUUGACAAAGGAAUUUUUCUUAGUGUAAUUUCAUUUAACUCCUUAAUUCUUUCCUAUAGCAAAGCAGGGUUAGAAGAUAAGGCUUUCGAAGUCUACAACAUUAUGUUGAAAGUUGGCCUCACCCCAUCAGCUUCCACAUAUACUUCACUUCUCUUAGGUUUAUCUAGAAUUGGGAGGCUUCAAGAGGCCAAGUCUCUUAUAUACAAGAUGAUAGAAAAUGGUUAUCCCAUCAGUAGAGCAGCUUUCACAGUGGUUCUGGAUGGGUAUUUUAAGAAAGGAGACAUGAUGGGAGCUCAAGGUCUUUGGACAGAAAUGGAGAUGCUUGGGAUGGCUCCUGAUGCUGUUGCAGUUUCUGCUUUCAUUCAUGGCCUUUCCAAGGGGGGUUUUAUUGAACAGGCGUACAAUAUGUUUUUGAAAAUGUUCAGUAAAGGGCUCGUGCCUAACAAUUUUGUUUACAAUUCCUUAAUUUCUGGCUUUUGCAACUGCGGUGAACUAGAUGAGGCGUUAAGGCUGGAAUUGGAGAUGAGGAAUAGGGGUUUGCUCCCCGAUGUCAUCACCCUCAAUAUCAUUAUCAAAGGUUUCUGCAACCAAGGAAGAAUGAAAUCGGCCAUGGCCACCUACAUGGAGAUGAUGAGACGUGGAUGGACCCCAGAUAAUGUGACUUAUAAUACUUUGAUCAGUGGAUACUGCAUGCAGCUUGACAUGUUAAAUGCGGAGAAUUUGGCAAACACAAUGCAUAAUAGUGGCUGGGGCCCAGAUAUUACAACUUACAACAUACAGAUUCAUGGUUAUUGCAGAAGCCGAAGAAUGAAUAGAGCUAUAAUGAUGCUUGAUGAGCUAGUUUCUGCUGGAAUAGUUCCAGAUACAGUUACCUACAACACUCUGAUGAGUGGUGUCUGCCGUGAUAUACUAGAUCGUGCAAUGAUGUUGACAGGAAAAUUGCUUAAGAUGGGUUUUGUUCCAGAUUUAGUUACAACUAACUUACUGUUGUCUAACUUACGCAAACAUGGUUUACCGCACAGGACAGCAAUGUGGGCACAGAAGUUGAGCGAGAUUUCUUUUGAGUUUGAUGAGAUAACGUAUAAGAUAUUGGAUAGAGCAUAUAAUGAUUUAGAAGAUGUUGGAUCUACAAAAGAAAUAACAGGGAAAAGUCUCUUUCUUGACCUCCUAAUGUACAUGACUUAUGACUUCAUAUACAGAAACAGGGUUUAUCAGAAAACAAGUUCUAACCCCUUUGGGUUUACUGAUGAUCUGUCCAGCAUGAAUGUGGAAGCUGUCUUCAGAUAAGUUAAUGAAGUGAUUGCUCCCUAGGUAUUUGGUGACCAGCCAGAAGAUUUCUGAUGAGGACCACCCUGAUUUUGCCCUUGCACCAAAAUAUAGAAGCUGAUUAGGUGAUUCCUGUGUGUGCAUCUAGGUGUCCUUGAUGAGGAAAUGGCAAUUCUUUCUUCAUCAGCUUGCUUGCUAUGUGCGUUUUGAAACUUAAAAUGAGGUGAGAGUUCUUCACUGAAAGUGGAUCAUGAUUUGUGAUCUUGACUUAGGAAGCAAAUCUGUCCCAGCAUCCGCCUUGAAGAAGACACAGAAUCCUAACACGGGAGGUUUGCCCUUUUCGUUGGAUCAUUUUACCAGUCUAGAUCAGUUUUCCAGUGCCCAAAAAUUGCAUGGGGCAAAGACAUCAGUAGGCUACAAAGACUAACGGACUCAAAACUCGAUACAUAGAGCUCCCAUCAAUGAGCUGAGUUACCUUGUUCUUAAAAAGCAAAUGGCAGCAUUCAGAAUUGUAGAUGGAAUCAGAGUGGUCUUGUAGCUGCUUAUCCCUCAGCAUAAGAGAAGUGAUACAGCGAUUUUUUGGCUGUUUCUACAUGUAUUGUUUACUGUAAGCCCAUCUCUCUCUCUCUCUCUCUCUCUUGGUUAUGUACAUAGAAUUUUUGAGCAACACAACAUUAUUUUAAGCUCUAUUAAUUUCCACCACCUGUUCUUACCCA